Messenger RNA from Dunckerocampus dactyliophorus (ringed pipefish), 1529 nucleotides. Its product is annotated as calretinin-like. The record is from RefSeq and is a predicted model, not a curated record. Gene Ontology annotation, biological process: regulation of presynaptic cytosolic calcium ion concentration; regulation of long-term synaptic potentiation. NCBI's taxonomy places the organism in Eukaryota, Metazoa, Chordata, Actinopteri, Syngnathiformes, Syngnathidae. Gene Ontology annotation, molecular function: calcium ion binding. Gene Ontology annotation, cellular component: synapse; terminal bouton; dendrite. Bases 113 to 925 code for a protein of 270 amino acids. The transcript has 11 exons.
UAAAAGCUGCGGGUGAGGAGGAGCUGCGCAGAGUAGCAAGGAGGUACACGGAGAAACGUUCUUCCUCUGUUGAAGUCCAGUGAAAAGAAGGGAAGACGCAGCAGAAAGAGAGAUGGCAGCCCAGACUCAGCAACCUCACCUGCACCUGGCCGAGCUCACUGCAGCCCAGUUCAUCGACAUCUGGAAACAUUUUGAUGCAGACGGAAAUGGUUACAUCGAAGGGAAGGAGCUGGAAAACUUUAUCAGAGAGUUGGAGACUGCCAGACGAGGAGCAGGCGUGGAUCCCUCACAUGCCGCAAUCAAGGAAAAGAUGCAGGAGUUCAUGGCCAGUUUCGACAAGAAUUCUGACGGGAGGAUUGAGAUGGCAGAGUUGGCUCAGCUUCUGCCCACAGAAGAAAACUUCCUGCUUUGUUUCAGAGAAUUUGUGGGAUCCAGUACUGAGUUCAUGGCGGCCUGGCGGAGGUAUGACACUGACCGCAGUGGAUACAUAGAGUCAAAUGAACUGAAGGGUUUCCUGACAGACCUGCUGAAGAAAGCUAACAGAAGCUACGAUGACAAGAAGCUCCACGAGUACACACAGACUAUUCUAACGAUGUUUGAUCUGAACGGCGAUGGGAAACUGGGUCUCUCUGAGAUGGCGAGACUCCUACCAGUACAGGAAAACUUUUUGCUGAAGUUUCAGGGCAUCAGGCUCACCGUGAAGGAAUUUGACUCACUCUUCACACUUUAUGAUCAGGAUGGUAAUGGCUACAUCGACGAGCAGGAGCUGGAUACUUUGCUGAAGGACCUCUGUGACAAGAACAAAAUGGAUGUGGACGUAACAGGACUGUCAGGCUAUAAGAAGAGCAUCAUGGCCCUGUCAGACGGAGGGAAACUAUUUCGCACCGAGCUGGAGAUUGUCCUCUGUCGGGACUCCACGCUGUGAGACUCCCGCCUGUCCCCGACCCCACUGCCUCCUUCCUACCUCCUGUGCAUGUAUGACCUUUAACCCUGCUUACACUGGUAGAGAGAAAACAAAAAGUGCUCCUAAAAGCACACAGUGAACUGCUGGCCCUGAUAUUUAAGCUUUUUUUAACGUAACAUGAAGCUCCAUAGUGAAAUAGCCCUAGCAAUCAAAUAUAUUGUGUACUUGUUCAUUUUUUAUUUCCCAUUUUUAAAUGCAUUUGCAGUUUUACAUUAAUCCACAUGUGUCAGGGCUGAGACACUGCGAGUUUUCUCUCCAACCAGUUUCCCCAGCAGGUGAUUUAAUUGAUGAGCUCCUUCCCUAAAAUUGAAGGAGGUAUUGAUCAUUUAAAUUACCUGCUUAAGUGACCGGCUGGAAAGAAAACCUGCGGUGUCUCGUACCUCCGUGGCACGAGUUUGACACCCCUGCAUUAAUGCAUCUACGCCCCACCCUGCCUCACUUAAUACUUUUGUUCAUGUAUUCUAUUUAUUUUACUUUAAUUCAUUGCAGUCUUGUUUAUUUCAUGAGGCUUGUACUGUUCUAUUAAAUAUAUUACAGAGAGAAUGAAUAAAUAUAACAUAACAGA